AGACAAAAUACCAUCACACUUUUUUAUGGUAAUUUAGCAUAUUCACGCUUGCAUUUCAAGGAUGAUUUAGUCCUUGUUGCACUAAAGAAGAUCAAAAACUAACUUCGGACUAUAUUGGUAAGAUUAUCACCGCGAAAAUAAUCAUGGCGUGGUGGCAACGCUUCCCACUUGACCAGACUGUUGAAAUAUUUCUUUCACACGUGGACAGAGAAACGGGAAAUAUUUUCGUUCAACUUAGCAAUGAAGAUAGUCCAAAACUGGAACAACUCAUGGAUGAUAUUGUUAACCAUACAGAAGAAAAUAUUGACGGUAAUACCAACCCCAAAUCUUUGAGUGUUGGAGAUGUCUGCUUAGCGAAAUAUAUCGAUGGUGUUUGGUAUCGUGGUAAAAUUUUAGGCGUUAAAAAAACUGGCUUUAAAGUGUUUUUUGUUGAUUACGGUAAUACUGACAUAGUUGCCGCUUCAGAUAUAACAUCUUCCCCGGAACGCUUUCUUAGUUUACCCCCACAGGCAUUUGAAUGUGAGCUUGCUAAUGUGAAACCCGUCUGUGGCCAUUGGGGGACAGAAGUGAUGAUAAAGUUAGAAGAAUUAAUCUUAGAACAAACAUUUAUUGCACAAGCCAUAGCAUUAAAGAGUAAUAAUGGUGUUGUCCUUAACAUUUUUCAAAAUACAGAUCCAAAUAAGCUUGUUGUUGAACCCUUAAUUGCUGCAGGCUAUCUUCAAUAUACAGGUGAACUUAAUGAGAAACGUCAAAUUACACCGACUUGUAAGUACAAGUACUUACACCUUAAUAAAUUCUGCUAUGAAGAUGUUUAUGUUACAUACUGUGAAAGCCCUUGGAAAUUUUACUGCGUCCUGUUUAAAAAUUAUACGGCACUCUCAAAAUUACAAGAAGAAUUGGAAGUCUCCUAUAGUGAAACAUCUGAGAGUGUUUACCAGUUAGACUCUUGUCAUCAAGGUAACCCAUGCUGUGUCAAGUACUCUGUAGAUGAAUCUUGGUAUCGUGCUGUUAUCACGAGUGAAGCUCUUUCUUCGUCUGGUGAAGUUACCGUUAAGUUUGUUGAUUAUGGUAACUCGGAAAGUGUACGUAUCUCGUGCUUAAUGAAAUUGGAUGAAAGGUUUCUUGAGUUACCAAUGCAAGCUUUAGAGUGUAAGCUCUAUGGUGUGCAACCUUUAGAUGGUGGUGAUGAAUGGCCACAAGAUGUUGUUCACAUGUUUAAAGAUCUUAUAGAAGAAAAAGAUUUUGCUAGUUGUCUUACUGAAGUGAUGGAAAAUGCUGUUGAAAUAUUUUUGUUUGAUAUUUCAGAAGAGGAUAAAAACGUUAAUAUUUCACAACUCUUGGUAGGCAAAGAAAUGGCAACUGCUGUUAAGGAUUUAUCUAACUAUAAGAAGUUCAAUCCACAUGAGCGAAGGAGGUCCUCGUUCGGUGUUAUCAAUCUUGUGCCUCACACUAAAGAGUUGGUUGUUGUGACAAAUGCGGAAUCUCCUUCAAAUUUCUAUUGUCAAUUAAUAAAAAAUAUGGAUGGUCUAAAUAAUCUGAUGGAGGCAUUAAGCAAAUAUUAUGAAAAACUAUCAGAAAUUGAUGAUACGAUUAAUCUACCCUUUGUGGGAAAGAUGUGUUGUGCCAAAUAUUCCGAGGAUGACAGGUGGUACAGGGCGUUGAUCCUCAAAACGGAUCUCUCAGCAAGAGAAGUCAAAGUGUUGUACGUUGAUUAUGGCAACAUGGAAAGACUAUCUACAUCCAGAAUCAAGGAAAUAAAAGCUCAGUUUCUCACCUUACUACAGCAAGCAAUUCCUUGUUCAUUGUACGGUAUAAAACCUAGAGGCGUGUCAUGGUCUGAUGAGGCAAUUAGAAAGUUACAAGAAGUGGUUGUUAAUAAAGAGAUGAUGAUUGAAGUUAUAUCUCACAAUGACAGUCAAUAUUAUGGUGUAGCUUUGAUGCAGACCAUUGGUGAAGAGUGUUAUAGCAUAAAUAGAGAAUUUAUUCAGAAAGGUUAUGCUGUCUCAAAUAUUGGACAAUUUGUUGUAAGUCUGGGAACAAACAUCACAGGUUAUCAAUUUCCUACCAUUGAAAUUCCUGGCUAUGAAGAUGUUGAAGUCACUCAUGUUGAAAAUCUCGACGCAUUUUGGUGCCAUCUUACGGAUUCUGCUACGGAAAUGGAAAAUCUCAUGACUAAUCUUCAAGAUUAUUACGAUGUUAAUCCACCUAAAAGUACUGACUUAGAUUUAUUGAAAGAAGGUUCUCCUUGUUGUGCGCGUUUCAGUGAAGAUCAAAUGUGGUAUCGUGGAAGGAUUCUACAGAAAUUAACCAAUAAACGCUUCAAAGUUCAAUACGUAGAUUAUGGGAACUGUGAAGUGUUGACUUUAAAAAGUAUAGCCGUGCUGAGUCAAGAGUUUUUACAAUUACCUGUCCAAGCAAUUGAAUGUGGCCUUGUGAAUAUUUCAUCGUCGAAGAGGAAUAAGAGCAAAUAUGUCGAGCAGUUUCACGACCUUGUCGACGGUAAAGAACUCGUCUGUCGUAUUGAGAAUCUUACAGAUAAUGGCAAAUAUCUGGUUUUGAUUUUGAACACCGAGAGAGAAACAGUUGUAAUCAACGAGAUAAUGAACUUGUUUAUUGAAAAUGAUGGAAAAGAAGCGGCCGGGAAAGCAGAAAUUCCAGCUGAAAUUGCACCCGCUAAACCCUUCAUUGGCAGCGAUGUUUCUGUGUACGUCACUUAUGUGAACGAUCCGCGAGAUUUCUACUGUCAAUUUACAAACACUGCUUCUCAACUUGACGAUAUAAUGAACAACAUGGAAACGUACUAUCGCGAUUUAAACGAAGACCAAGAAAGAUUUACUAAUCCGAAAAUUGGAAACACUUGUUGCGCACAGUUCACUGUUGAUGAUGGAUUUUAUCGUGCUGUUAUCACUAAUGUUUUAUCCGACGCUGUUGUUGUACGUUAUGUUGAUUACGGAAACACCGAGGAACUGCCAUUUUCACGUCUUAAAUGUCUCGACAGCUCCUUCGUUCACCUUCCAGAACAGGCUUUCAACGCAACUUUGUUGUUUUCAAAUUGUGGCAGCGCGCCAGACUUUGAAAACUGUGUUGUCGACAGAGAACUCAAAGCAACGAUUGUUAAACAAGACGAUAUUGGAAGGUACUGCGUUCAAUUGGCCGAUGCAAAUGGAAAGUUGUUGUUUGAAGAUCAAUCAAAAGAAGAUAAAACUUCAAAGAAACAAUGCAAAGUAAAGAUUACAAAACUUCAAGUUGGAAGGAAAAUUCCCGUGUAUGUAACGUUUGCCAUAAAUUCACAAUAUUUCUUCUGUCAAGCAACAGGAAGUUCCGUUCAAUUGGAUGAUUUGAUGAAUGAAAUAGAAGAACAUUACAGGCCACUGAAUGAAAGCGAUGAAAAAUAUUCAGAGCCACAAAUAGGUGAAUCUUGUUGUGCAAUGUUUACUGAAGACGAUGGUUGGUAUCGAGCAACAGUUAUAAAUCAUUCCGGAAAUGACGUUCGUCUAUGCUACCUUGACUACGGAAACACGGAGACAUUACCUUUGUCUAGAGUGAAGUGUUUGUUAGACGAUUUCACAGUUCUUCCAGCGCAAGGUUUUCAUGCAAGAAUGGAUGUUCCUUCUGGUAUUGAUGCUUCGUCUUUUAAAGAUUCCGUAUUGGAGAAGGAAUUUGAUGCUAAAAUUGUGAAAGAAAUCAAGGAGAACGUUUACAACAUCGAGCUUUUUUCGGCUGAUGGAACCAAGCUAUUUUCGCAGAAACCAUGUGUCCCAGUUCAAGUAAAGGAACCUUCUUUAACAAAAGGCAACAAAGAGCAUGUCUAUAUCACAUCCUUCACAACACCACAGAAUUUUUUCUGUCAGUUGGCAAAGAGUUCAACACAGUUGGAUGACCUAAUGGAAAAUAUUGAGGAAUACUACCGCCCUCUGAGCGAUGGUGAUGAAGAGCUGCUUAACCCAAAGAUUGGCAACUUUGUUGUGCUAUGUUCACUGUGGUUGAUGGAUUUUACCGGGCUGUUGUUACGAAUGUCUCCGAGCAAUCUAUCGAAGGUAAAGCGCAUGCUCCCUCGUUUUGCCGAGUUAAAUGCGCAAGGCUUUACAGCAAGCUUGGUCAGCGGUUCCACUGCAAAUAUAACGAAAGCAAAAGAUGCUGAUGAUUAUCUAGAGGUGAUGGUUGAACUUUUAAAUCGGAACAACAAUAUUUACGGAGUUGAGGUUCAUGACAUGAAUGGUGAAAGAUUGUUUAAAUGCAAAGAAAAUGUCGAAAAUGAACCAGGCGAUAAAACUAUCAAAAGUUUUUCAAGUGCUUACCAUUUGAAACCAAGUACGCAGUGGGAUGUUUGUGGAUCGCAUUGUGAAAGUCCCAUGUUGUUCUAUCUUCAACUGGUGAAAAAUAAAGAUAUUUUAGAGAAAAUUAUGGCUGAACUGGAUGACGUUUACUCUCAUCUUACGGCCGAAGAUAACAUGAUCACGAAUCCUGUGGUUGGAAUGACGUGUGUGGCAAAAUAUCCUGUUGACAAUGGUUGGUAUCGAUCUCAAAUUCUUGACAUCCCUUCGCCAAACCAAAUCAACGUUUUUUACAUCGAUUUUGGAAAUUGCAAAAUUGUUGAUUUGUCGAGCGUAAAAACUCUCGCCCCAGCCUUCUGCAGCAAACCCGUUCAAGCUGUGAGAUGCCGUUUGUAUGGUGCCGAGAAAACAACGUGGAGUGAGUCCGAGUGCGAAAUGUUCGAGGGCCUGGUACUAGAGAAACAUUUGAUAGCAGAAGUUAAGUCACUAGAUGGCGACGAAACGACAUUAAUUGUCGAUUUAUUUGACACAAGUGGGACAGAAAAUGUGAGAAUCUUUGAUGAACUUGUGAAAAAAUCUUCAACAACAAAAGCUAGCGGUCAACGAAACCUAAAACUUUCAUCACUACCGAAACUGGGCUUGAAGGAUGUCGAAGAUGUUUUUGUUGAGAGUGCAGAGUCUCUUGAUAACUUUUAUCCACUUUUGCAAGUAGAUGAUGUCAUUGCGGCUCUAUAUUCCGAGGAUGAAACCUGGUACCGAGCUUCUGUCUCGAAACAUAUAAACGAUGGUGAUAUUGAAGUUAUGUUCAUCGACUACGGUAAUUCUGAAAUCAUCCCCGAAUCUGAAAUAGGAAAAAGAGUUCGUUAUUUGAAUGACGAAUUGUCACGUUUUCCACCAAUGAGAGGUUUGGUAUGUUGUAUGGCUUCUAUUGAUGAUAACGGACACCAUUACUCGUGGACUCCACGCGCGCAUUACUCUUUCGUGAGAUACGUGGUGGAGAAGGAGUUCAAAGCAAGAAUAAUGAUGGGCGAUGAGGAACCACUUUCAGUAAUACUUGAACACAAAUCUGAAAGUAUAUACACGUGGCUUGCACGUAAGAAUCUCAUGUCGAGAAAGCAAAGUGAGGUCGAUGUUGAGCAAGAUGAUUUUUAUGAGCUCGAGUUGGAAACUGGGACGCUUUGUGACGUGUAUGUCACGUGGAUUAAAACACCACAAUUAUUUUUUGUUCAGCAAUCAUCAAGUUCAGAUGACAUCAAUAAAGUUGUGGAUGACCUUCAUAAAUCCUGCACUAAUGGCGACCAAAAAGAGUUGGAAGAAAUCCAUCCAGGUACCUUAUGCGCAGCUCAGUAUACGGUUAACGAUAAAUGGUAUCGUGCGAGAGUUGUAAAGGAGUCUGGACCCGAAUCCUUUGAAGUUGUUUAUGUUGACUACGGGAAUAAGGAAGCAAUACCCAAACAAAGGAUUAAGGCGCUAGAUCCCAGUUUUCUUGAACUACCUGCGCAAGCUUUGUGCUGCAGUCUGGAGACGAAACACCCUCUGACUUGGAAUGAUGAAUUGAAGGAAAAUUUUCAACAUGUUGUGACUUUAAAGAAUGACGAGGGAUUGUUGUUGAACAAUAUGUUCAUUGAUGGAUAUGAAACGACUGUCCAAGCCUUCACCAGUCACGUGGUCAGUCCACGCGAGUUCUUUGUUCAGCUUGCGACAGCGGAGACUGAGCUCGAACGCCUUGCGAGAUUUGCCGAAAUCUAUAAUUAUUGGCCUGAUGGUGAUAACUACAAACUGGACAAUGUGAAAGAGAAUAUGUUUUGCUGUGCGCGGUUUUCUGAAGAUGGAGUCUGGUACCGAGCUCAAAUCCUUACUGUCGAUGUCGACGAUAAAAAGGUAACGGUUCGAUUCGUUGACCACGGAAACUCGGAUGUGGUUGAUACUUCUGAUCUACGACGUCUAACCGCUGAACUGUCAUCGUCGCCUUGUCAAGCUGUACCUUGCCGACUUUCGGGCGGACCUUUGUCCCAGGAACAGAACUUGAUUUUCGUCACGGCCGUUGUGGGUAAACCACUAAUGGCUACUUUUAUUGAAUUCUGCGACAACUUUUGGCUUGUAACCUUAGUAGAUGACGGGCAACCAAUUAACGAAUUGUUGAACCCUCGUAAAGAAUCUCAUGAGACCCCAAGCAAUGGAAAACAAUGUAUUCCGAAACCGAUUUUAAAACCUGCAGACGAGUUACCUGUAUACAUUGUCAGCGCAACCGCAGCUAAAGAUGCGAUACUUCAAAUAAGUAGUAGUUUAAGUGAUUUGGAGACUUUGAUGGACGAUAUAGCAAACGAUCCUCCUCAGAUCCGAUUGACAAAGAACGAAAUCGAAGUUGGAGACUAUUGCCUUGCUCGCUUUACUGAAGACGAGGCCUGGUACCGAGCAAAGAUAUUAGAAGUUGAUGGGGAGAAUGUCAGUGUUUUUUAUGUUGACCAUGGUAAUAAAGAAUGGCUUUUGUUUGAUGAACUUGCUCCGAUAAAUGAAAGAUUUUGUAAUUUGCCCGAGUUUUGUUUUUGUUGCUCUUUGGAUCUAUCGACAGUUGACGUAUGGUGUGAAAAUACUGCUGGUAAACUUCUUGAAAUGUUUUCGGAAAAUGAGUUACUUUGUAAAAUUUCCACAAAUAAUGACAAUGGUGUGUUGGUAAAGCUGUAUUGUGAUAUUGAGGAUAUUUUGAGUCGUGUUGUGGAAUAUGAAAAUGUGUCAGUAUCGAAACUCAUUGAAAAUAACAAAGAAAUCCACGAAAUUCAAUGUUUUGUUGUAUAUGAAUUCAAUAUCGACGAUAAAAAGAAUGUUACUUGUUCUCAUAUUGAAUCACCGAAGAAACUUUGGUGUCAAUUAUCAACCAAUGAAACGGAAUUAAAUGAUCUUAUGAACCACUUAGAUGAAGUAUAUGGUAGCCUUGGUCCCGAAGAACUACUUGCUCACAAUUACGACGUCGGACGUCCUUGUUGUGGUCAAUUUCUUGAAGAUGAUGGGUGGUAUCGUGCUGAAAUUGUUGAAGUUGUACCAGAAGGUGUACGUGUUCGCUACGUGGAUUAUGGUAACGAAGAGGUGUUAUCAACAUCAAGAAUUCUUGUUCUUAAAGACGAGUUCCUUGUUUUACCUUGUCAAGCUUUUUUUUGUGUGUUGGAAGAUAUUGAAGCAAAGGAUGAUGAAUGGAGUGGCGAUGCUGUAACGUUGCUUGAAGAAUUCACAUCGGAAAGAUUGCUGUCUUUAGUGGUUAAAGGAAGAGAGAAACUUGGUGGUUUUACUUGUGCAAUAUACGGAACUCUUGACGAAGAAGAACAAUCAUUGAGUGAACUUCUUAUUGAAAAAGCAUUUGCUGUAAAAUCUUUGCCACCUGCACCUAUAUCAGUUUCAAACAAUCCUCGUGCAGACGUAUCUUUCGUAAACAUACAUGUGAAUAUUGGAGAUGAGCUUAAUCUGUUCUUCGUGUCAGCUGAGUCGCCUGCAAACAUUUGGUGUCAGCUGUCCGAUUCUGAAGAUGACUUACUUGAUCUAAUGGAACUUGGAGCAUUUUACAGUUCAUUAAACGGAAACGAGUUUUCACUCCAACAACCUGUUGCUGGUGCCGCUGUUUGUGCCCAGUUCUCUGAAGAUGACUCUUGGUAUCGUGCUGAGAUCCUGGCAACUACUCCUAACAUCACAGUCCGUUUUGUAGAUUAUGGCAAUAGCGAAUCAUUACCCUUGACAAAAUAA
Messenger RNA from Xenia sp. Carnegie-2017, 8006 nucleotides. RefSeq names its product tudor domain-containing 6-like. The record is from RefSeq and is a predicted model, not a curated record. Lineage: Eukaryota; Metazoa; Cnidaria; Anthozoa; Malacalcyonacea; Xeniidae.